Humulus lupulus (European hop) is the source of this 2766-nucleotide messenger RNA. RefSeq names its product G-type lectin S-receptor-like serine/threonine-protein kinase LECRK3. NCBI's taxonomy places the organism in Eukaryota, Viridiplantae, Streptophyta, Magnoliopsida, Rosales, Cannabaceae. Gene Ontology annotation, biological process: protein phosphorylation. Gene Ontology annotation, molecular function: ATP binding; protein serine/threonine kinase activity. The transcript has a single exon. The record is from RefSeq and is a predicted model, not a curated record. Bases 18 to 2438 code for a protein of 806 amino acids.
UUAAUUAGAACAGAAAAAUGAGUACUACUUCUUCACAUACAAUUUUUCUUAGCUUAUUUCUAUUGAUGCUGCUCUGCUCUAGUAGUGCUGCUGAUCAAACUCAAAGGAACGUCUCUUUGGGUUCAACACUCACUGCAAAACUCAAUCAAAACGAGUCAUGGCUAUCGCCAGCUGGUGAAUACGCCUUUGGUUUCCAGCAAAUCCAAAAAGAUGGCUUCCUUCUUGCUAUCUGGUUCAACAAAAUUCCUCAGAAAACCAUUGUUUGGUCAGCCAAUGGCAAUAAUCUUGUUCGCCAAGGCUCCAUUGUCGAACUAACCAACCUUGGCUUAGUUCUGAGAGACUCCACAACUGGAAGAGAUGUAUGGUCUGCUGAUGUCUCCGGCACUGGAGUUUCCCACGCAGCCAUGACAGACACUGGGAAUUUCGUGCUUGCAAACCAGAAUCAUGUCAAUCUUUGGGAGAGCUUUGAUAAUCCAACGGACACGUUGUUGCCUACGCAAGUUCUUGGUCAAGAUCCAGAACUCGCUGCUAGGUACUCUGAGUCAAACUACUCAACUGGGAAGUACUAUAUUAAAGUAGACAAUGGAAAUCUAGUGUUCUACGUCAGAAGACUCACAAUGCCUGGUCAAGGUAAUAUUAUAUACUGGCCAGAGAACCAAACCCCAGGCAACGACGGCACACAGGUGAGGUUUAACCAAUCUGGUUCUAUUUACCUGCAAGCACAGAAUGGGACCAUUACUGAGCAGUUGACACCAUCAAACUCUGAUUUUUCUAAAGGAUUUUACCAGAGGGGGAUUCUUGAAUAUGAUGGCGUUUUCAGGCAUUAUAUCUACCCAAAAGACAAUGAUGAUAAUGGUUCGAAUUCUAGAGCAUGGCCCAGCGGGGAAUGGUCUCCAACUUCAUUCAUACCUGAUAACAUUUGUUUGAGUAUUAGAGCCGAUAAAGGACCUGGAGCUUGCGGAUACAAUAGCUACUGCAAGCUAGAAGAUGGCAGACCCAGUUGCCAUUGCCUAAGUGGUUACACCUUCAUUGAUUCGAAGGAUGAGAUGAAAGGAUGCAAACCCAACUUCGAAGCUCAAAAUUGUGACGAAGAUUCAGAAGAUGUUAACAAUUUUACUAUGAUUAGCAUGGAUAACACUAACUGGCCUCAGGGUGAUUAUGAAGUAUUUACAUCAAUGUCAGAGGAUGAUUGUAGAAAUGCUUGCUUGUUUGAUUGUUUUUGUGCUCUUGCCAUUUAUGGUGACAGUUGUUGGAAGAAGAGAUCUCCUUUCUCAAAUGGGGUGAUGGACUCUAGUAUCAAAUCAACAAAAACUCUGCUCAAAGUAAGAAAAGAAAACUCAACUACUACCAAGUCAUGCAACAACAUAGUUUCGAAAACAAAAGACCAAACAACACUGAUAGUCACUGGAGCAGUGAUUGUGGGCAUCUCUGUUUUUCUUCAUAUCCUUCUUUUCUUUUUCCGCCUUCAUCGCAAAGCCUCAGUCGUUAGAUCAAAUCAGACCAUCACGAAAACAAAUUUGCAGAAUUUCACAUUUGCGGAGCUAGAAAAGGCUACCAAUGGACUCAAGGAACAGAUAGGAUCUGGGGCCUUUGGAGUUGUUUUCAAAGGCUGUGUAGAAUUAGGCAACAAUAAUACUUUGGCAGUUGCUGUAAAAAAGUUGGACAGCAAUAUGUUGAGAGAAGGUGAGCAAGAAUUCCAAGCAGAAGUAAUGUCUAUUGGUCAUACAAACCAUAAGAAUUUGGUGAAGCUGAUUGGUUUCUGCAACGAGGGACAUCACCGGCUUCUUGUUUACGAGUACAUGAGCAAUGGAUCCUUAGCAAGCCUUCUCUUCGGACACUCAAAGCUAAAAUGGCACCAAAGAAUGCAAAUUGCUGUGGGGACUGCAAGGGGGCUAUUUUACUUGCAUGAGGAGUGCAACACCCAAAUCAUACACUGUGAUAUCAAGCCUCAAAACAUCCUCUUAGAUGACUUAUACACAGCAAGAAUUUGUGAUUUUGGAUUGGCUAAGAUCUUAAAGACUGACCAAACUCGAACCACAACUGGAAUUAGAGGAACCAAAGGAUAUGUAGCCCCUGAAUGGUUUAGAAACUUGGCUGUAACAGCAAAGGUGGAUGUAUACAGCUAUGGCAUUCUGUUGUUGGAGUUGAUAUGUUGCAGGAAGAAUGUUGAAGAAAAUGUAGAGGAUGAUGCUCAAAUGAUAUUGGCUGAUUGGGCAUGUGAUUGCUAUGAAUCUGGGGAAGUGAGGUGUCUAGUUGAGAAUGAUGAUGAGGCCCUGGAGGAGAUGAAGAUGGUUGAGAAGUAUGUGAUGGUUGCUUUAUGGUGCAUACAAGAGGACCCUUCACUAAGACCUACUAUGAAGAAAGUUAUGCUGAUGCUUGAAGGAAGUGUUAAGGUUUCAGCUCCUCCACUCUCAAAUUCAUUCAUCAGCUCUCUAUAGUUCUAUACUCAUAUGCAUAUAUAGAAGAUCAAUAAUCUGGGAGGAGAUUUUCUUUAAGUGAGUGUAUUAGGGGGCUUGUUGGUUUUGUAGUUGCUCAAAUACUCAUUCACAACUUGAUAUUGAUUUUUAUUGAUUGUAUUUGAGUCUGCAAUUCUGUUUUGGUUACUCAAGAUGAUUCACAAAUUCGAUGUAGGCUUGCUACUAAUGUCGAACUAGCUAGAAUAAUUGUUCAUGUGUUUUCUAAUUUCUGCUUGAAGUUUAUUGUGUUUGUAUUAGUUUUGAUUGUCAGAGUAGUUGUCUUGAAGUGGUAUUUCCAAUAUUCUUCUUC